AUGAACUUCAUCAUUAAGAAUACCUGGGACAGCUUACCUGUCCGUCACGAGCCGGUAAAGAUUCGCUUCUCUCCUGGAGAUGGUGGCAUGCUGAUGGAGGUGUCCGCUCCCCUUUUUAACGAUCCUGCUGCUCCUUCUGGUCCCCCAGGACAACCUUUCCCCGGACUCUGGAACUAUGAAGUUGUUGAAUCCUUCUUCUUGAACAGCACCAAUGAGAAAUAUUUGGAGGUUGAGGUUUGUCCUCACGGGCAGCAUUUGAUCCUCCUGCUCUCUGGUAAACAUAACGCAUUUAUGCAAGCUCUCCCUCUUUCGUUCAGCGCUACGAUAAACCGUGACAGAUGGAAGGGAGAAGCGCUUUUGCCAUGGCGAUAUUUCCCCCCAGGCGUCAAUAAAAUGAACUCCUACGCCAUCCAUGGGUCUGGAUCAGAAAGAACCUAUGAGGCCCUUUACCCUGUGCCCAGGGAAGACCUGGUUGAAGGCCAAGGACCAGACUUUCACCGUCUUGAAUACUUCCAAAACUUCAGCUUGCAGAGCAUCAUGGGAGAAAGCUGGGUGCAGCCGGACUCUGACUUGUGGAAAACCGCAGAGUAA
Molecule: messenger RNA, 591 nt
Organism: Chanos chanos (milkfish)
Lineage: Eukaryota; Metazoa; Chordata; Actinopteri; Gonorynchiformes; Chanidae
Gene: c11h4orf33
Product: chromosome 11 C4orf33 homolog
Exons: 5
Coding region: 1-591 (196 amino acids)
Source: RefSeq, a predicted model, not a curated record